Molecule: messenger RNA, 1505 nt
Organism: Tripterygium wilfordii
Lineage: Eukaryota; Viridiplantae; Streptophyta; Magnoliopsida; Celastrales; Celastraceae
Exons: 4
Coding region: 76-1326 (416 amino acids)
Source: RefSeq, a predicted model, not a curated record
UAAGAAACAUAUAGCCAAGUUGUCUUUCUCACACAGAUCCCCAGACCCAGAGAGCACCUCCCCAGUCAGUCCCCCAUGAAUUCAAUAAUGGAAGAACCAAAACAACAACAGACGGAGGUGGAGGAGAAGAAGAUCUUUUCUUCGUAUCUGUCCUUAAGCUUCUCUCUCUUCUUAGCUUCUUUGCCUAGACAUUCAGUCUCCUUGGUACCUAAUCUCCACUCCCAGAUCAGAACCCUCUCUCUGCGUCUCUUUCAAGCGGAGGAGCAGCUAAAGCAGAUGAAAUCAAGGAGGAAGGAGGACUCCAAGGCUAAUGCCAGGGUCGUCGAGAUCUUCGCCAGCCAUCGCAAUGCUUGGCAGUCUGAGGAGAGGCGGUUGCUGGAGCAGAUCGAUUCGUUGCAAGCCAAGGUCAACGAGCUUGAGGGAGGAAGGCAGGAGGUCAUGGUCAGGAUCCAAGAUUUGCAAAGAGAGCUUGAUGAGAGAGACGAGAUGAUUGGGUUUAUGUCGAGGUCUAGAAGUGGAGAAUGUCACGAGGAAGAGGAGGACGAGGAAGGGCGAUUGAGUGGGUGCGGGAGCGCAGACUGUUGUGGGAGGGAGCAGGUGGUGGAGGAGAAGGAGAAUUUCGCUUACGGGCAAGAGCAGCAACAGCAUUUGCUUGUGAGGGGUAAUGAGUUUGGUUCAGGUUUUAUGGCAUCUGCCUCCAAAUUUUGGGCUGAGACUGCUUGUCCUUGGCAGGAUGUACAAUAUGAAUCCCUUGAAUCGCUAUACCAUCCCAAACAUUUUGUUGCAAGGGAAUUCCCCUGGAAAGUAGAUGGUGAAUCAACAGGAGUUUCUAUUAAACUCAAACUACUGGAGCAGCAACUGCUGAAUAUGGAAAUAAUUGGAAAGAGUGAUCUCUCCAAGGUUCCAUCUCUAAUGAGGAAGCAAGCUAAGAGAUAUCAAGCUCUUGCAGGGAAGAUCGGUGACCUGUGCACAAGAAUGCAGGCUAGCGACCCCAGUGAACCUACGCUCAACCCAGAAUUCCGGACGCAAAGGCAAACUGAGUUUCUGCUUGAAGCAUUUCGGCUUCAGCAGCGUGCAUCUGAAACUGGGCAGAAGCUUCUAGCAUUGCAAUCUGACAUUGGACAGAAUUACUAUGGGUAUGAGCCUGAAAUCCAGGUACAACUGACAACGAGACGUUCGUUGGACUCCAUCAGAUAUAACCUAAAAGAAGUCCAGAGAAAUCUGGAAAUAUGGUUAGCCAGAAUUAUUGGAGAUCUAGAAGGGAUUCUGUCCAGAGAUGGCGCUUCGCGGGAAUAUUAUAUUUCUACGUUUUCUUCUGUUCAAUAGAAUUUUCAGAGUCCUCCGUGGUCAAAAAGCUUUAGUCUAACAUGAAUGUGUGCUGUAGCCGUUUUGAACUUGAUAGAGCAGUCCAGUACCCCCAUGGAAAUGUAAAUCUUCUUAACGGUAUGUACUAUUUGAACUUCAAAGAAGUAACGUGGUUCAGUAUAGUUUGAUUUGUAUUCUCA